This is a messenger RNA of Asparagus officinalis (garden asparagus), 4352 nucleotides long. RefSeq lists its product as uncharacterized. The transcript has 10 exons. The record is from RefSeq and is a predicted model, not a curated record. NCBI's taxonomy places the organism in Eukaryota, Viridiplantae, Streptophyta, Magnoliopsida, Asparagales, Asparagaceae. Bases 151 to 3444 code for a protein of 1097 amino acids.
CGUGCCUCCUCCUCCUCCAUCGCGCGCCUCCGCCUGUGACUUCACCGCGCGCCUCCACCGCCUCCUCCUCAGCAAUUUAAACGACUUCAUCGACGUCACCUUCUCUUCGUCAGACAUCCUAUUUCUCCGGCACACUUACUUAAGGUUAGCAUGGCUCGUAACUACAUCAGAGAUAAGGAUUGGAUGUAUGUGGGUCGUGCAGAACGCAUGCAAUCUAUUUUUGUUAACGGAGUUAGUGCUUUCAUGGACUUUGUACGUAGACACGAUAUGGUACGACAUGGGAGACUCAUUUGUCCAUGUAAAUUAUGUUCAAAUAAGUUGCAUCAAUUGGAGGAAGAAGUUGAACUUCAUAUUGUGAAGAAUGGUUUUGCUAGCGGUUACAAAACUUGGGUAUAUCAUGGAGAAAUUGAAGGUCUCAGUGAUGCAGAUGAUGAAGAACAAGAAGAAGACAACUUUUUUCUUGAUGAGGAAAUGGAGGAAAUGGUUGAGGUUGCUCUUGGUAACAAUAACCCUGCUGAAGAUCCUCCUUUCGGAAGAGGACAUCGUGAAGACAAUUAUGAUAAAUACAUGAAUGAUGCUAGGAGGCCCAUUUAUGAGAAUGCUAAACACUCCACGCUGUCAUGGUUCGUCCAUCUAUUCCAGAUUAAAUGUCUAAAUAAAUGGAGUAACAAGUCAUUUACGAUGCUCCUCAAGUUUCUUAAAGAUUCUAUGCCUCCGGGGAACCAUGUGCCUGAAAGCUGGUACGAAGCUCAAAAAAUAAUGUCUAAUCUGGGUCUGAAGUGUGAGAUGAUACAUGCAUGUCUCAAUGAUUGUAUAAUUUACUGGAAAGAAAAUUCAGAUAAGAUUGCGUGUCCUACUUGCGGAGAGACUAGAUAUAAGAAGAAAGUACCUGGUCAGAAGAAGGAUAUACCUUUCAAGAUAGUACGAUAUUUUCCCAUAACACAGAGGCUGCAGAGGCUAUUCAAGUGCAAGAAGACAGCAGUGGCGAUGACUUGGCAUCACCGUGCACGUCCAAGUGAAAAUGGACGAAUGAGUCAUCCUAGAGAUACACCUGCAUGGAAGGAUUUUGAUAAUAGGCACCCAACAUUUAGUCAGGAACCUCGCAAUAUCAGGCUUGGAUUGGCUAGUGAUGGCUUUUGUCCCUUCAGCUUUAAGGGUAAUCCCCAUAGCACAUGGCCCGUUGUGAUGAUGGUUUAUAACCUUUCACCGUGGUUGGCUAUGGACCAAUCAUAUUUCAUGAUGCCUCUUCUUAUUGAUGGUCCUAAGUCACCGGGAAAUAAUAUUGACGUCUAUCUUCGGCCUCUUAUCGAAGAGUUAAGGUCUUUAUUCAUCGAUGGUGUGGAGACAUACGAUGCGGACACGGGGACUAACUUCACCAUGCGUGCAGCCUUAAUGUGGACAAUCAAUGAUUUUCCUGCGUAUGGAAUGCUAUCUGGUUGGUCUGUACAUGGUUACACUGCAUGUCCUUACUGUCAUCUCCAGACAACAUCGAGAAGGCUACCCUUUAGCAAUAAAACUUGUUAUUGUGGUCAUCGACGCAUGUUGGAUGAAAAUCAUCCGUACAGAGAUGAUAUUAUCCACUUUGAUGGUACUAAAGAGAAUCGUUCGCGUCCAGACCCAUUAUCCGGAGAGGAUAUACUUGCUCAGUGGAAUGGUAAAAACAAUGUGGCUUUUGGAAAAGUUAAGGGAAGGCAAGAAACACCACAGGGAUGGAACAAGAAAAGUAUCUUCUUCGAACUACCUUAUUGGAAGACAAAUAAAGUGCGACACAAUCUAGAUGUCAUGCAUAUUGAGAAGGGAGUGUCUGAGCACAUACUUAACUUACUUCUCUGUAAAGAUGGAAAAUCAAAAGAUAACCUUAAAGCUCGAAGGGAUCUUCACGCGUGGAACAUUAGAAAAGAAUUGCAUCCUAUACCAAAAGUAGGCAAUCCUGACCAGUUUGUACUCCCCAAUGCUGUGUAUCACAUGUCAUCAGAUGAGAAGAAAAAGUUUCUUCAGGUGUUACAUGAGUUGAAGGUUCCUACAGGGUUUUCAGGAUCAUUUAGUAAGAAGAUAAAGAUUGUUAAAGGUAAGAUCGAAGGGUUGAAGAGUCAUGAUCAUCAUAUUAUUAUGGAGCAUCUUCUUCCACUUUCUCUCAGGACUUCCCUUCCUAAAUCAGUCGGUUUAGUGAUCAAUGAUCUUUGUAGAUUCUUUCGGGAGUUGUGCACUAAAAACAUUGACGAUGAUAAGUUGAAGAAGCUAGAGGCUGAAAUUCCUAUAAUUUUAUGCAAGUUUGAGCGGAUUUUUCCACCAUCAUUCUUUGAUAUCAUUAUACACCUGACUGUUCAUCUUGCAACCGAGGCUAGGCUGGCUGGACCCGUACAAUAUCGAUGGAUGUACCCCAUUGAAAGGUACCUUCUCACUUUGAAAAACUAUAUUCGCAAUAGAAAUCGACCAGAGGGUUCUAUUAUGGAAGGUUAUUUGCUAGAGGAAGUAACCACUUUUUGUUCUCGUUAUCUGGAUGAAGACAUUGAGACAAAACUCAACAGACCUCUCGUGAUUCAUGACGGACCAUCAAAAAAGCCGGAUUAUAAUAGAAUGACUCUCGCAUUUAUCAACAAGAUUCAUCGCUUUAUCAUUCUCAAUAUCGAAUGCCUUGGAGAAGUUAGAGAAAUACAUAAGGAUGAAAUACGUGCAAUGCAUAGUAAUUGGAAUGAGGCAUGCGUUGAAGCACAUCAUCAGGACAACUUUUCCAAUUGGUUUAAACAUUAUAGCCGAUUACCGAGUGUAGAAUCAACUUUAGAUAAGGAGCUUGGAUAUUUGGCUACACUUCCAGAUGCUGAACUUAAAUACUAUAAAGGAUUCGGUGUUGGUGGUUACAAGUUUGAAAUCAAGUCUAUAGAAGAAUCUCGAACCACCCAAAAUAGUGGAAUUGCAACCCUAGGCACUAAUGACGAGAUAUACUAUGGGUACCUUGAUAACAUACUUGGUAUCAACUAUCCAGGACGAGCAGGAUGCAUUUAUGUCUUUCAAUGUGUUUGGUAUGACAUGAAGACUGGAACUGGUAAGUGGAGAGACAAUUACGGGACUUGGGUAGAUGAAUAUGGAUUGACGAGUGUAAACACCACGCGUUUUUCCUUUGAGGACGAUCCAUUUAUAUUUCCAGAACAAGCAUUUCAAGUAUACUACUCGAAGUGCUUGAGCCAUUCAGGGUGGAGUGUGGUAUGUCGAUGGAGGCCCAGGGAUACUUACGACGUCCCACAGUUCAUAGAUUCAGAGGUUGUGGAGAUCAAUGAUGACGAAGAAUUUGAGCAGGGAGGAGUUGUAUGUCAAGAUAAAUCUCCUGAAUUUGAUAAAAUUUUGUGGGUUAGGAAUGAUUUGAAUAGUGAAAUACUUGUAGAUAUUCCUACAAUUUCUAGGGAAUCUGUAGAACCUAACACUUCUGUAAAGCGAAAAAGGGCUUGACGAAUAUGUCUGGAGUUCCAUCGCAGAGCAGAUCACGUAGACUUAUACAGCGCGGAGACCUGCAUCGUCAGGCGAGAGAGCAAAGCUCAAAUCAUUGAGGAUGGUGGCACACCUACAAUGUUGAAACUAUAUUUGGGUACCCACUCGUCAUCGGUAGAUAAGAUCACCGGAGAGUAUACAUACCCGGACAACAACACUAAGGAGUAUUGUAAUCGAGUCAUUGAGGAGGCAACCUUAUCCGGAGUUGAAUCAGCCACAGAGGACGAUGCACUUUAUUUCACCCAGAUGUUAGAUUCUCUGCACGGAGGGCAUCACGGUGGUUAUGAGAGAGCCAUGGGCAUUGGUGCCACUCGGACUUACUUGAGGGCAUCCUCCAUACCGGAAAUUGGCGCUUCUAAUCAGGAGCUACGUCGCGAGGUGGCUGAUCUUAGAGCUCGGGUAGCUGAGAUGGAUAGUCUUAGAGAGGAGCUUAGGUCUCAGAUGCAAUGGAUUAAUAACAAUAUGGUUAAUUCUCAAGGAGCUCAUCCUGCCCCCACUCCUAAUGAUCCCCCAGCUUUUACUCGUCCUGCUCCAAUUCCUCAGCCUGCUAUCGAUAUACCACAAUCUGGUCGUCCUGCUUCGACUGCUAACACUUUUAUUUCUAGUGCUCAACGUUUGUCAAAGGAGAAUCUUGCUAGGAUAUUUGCAGACUUGAGGGGUUCGGGCUUGUCCCAGGAGGACAUUCUUCGAGGAAUUUCUUCUGUUCCUUGACUGGAUGAAUAAAGUCACUCUUAUAUUAUAUUUUGGAUGUAUGAGUUAUUUUGGAUAUUAGAGACAUAUAUAUAAUAUUGGAUGCUUUUAGUUGUGAGAUAUUGAGUAAUCAUUGUGUCUGUAUAUAUAAUAUUGAAUAUUUAUCACUGUUUGAGACA